GUGGCAUGUGAUACUUUGUUUAUUUUUAAAGUUCCAACUUCCAACUUCAAAAUAUAUGUGAAAAAUGAAUUGUAGGAAGGAACGACAACUUAAAAUGGAUUUAUGCAGAUGUUGUCAUGCUAAAGGUUGUUUUCAAAGUUUAACGGAAUUGAUUAAUACGAUAACCUACGAAGAUAUGUUGAAGAUUUGCUUUGAUAUUAAGAUUUACCAUUCUCCUGAUAACACCAGACAAUAUGCUAUAUGUACUCAAUGUAUAAUGAAACUUCAAGAUGCAUAUUCCUUCAAAAUACAAGUGUUAGAUAAUGAACAGAGAUUUUCGAAGUACAAACAUGUUUUAGACACAUUUCCUGACGUAAAACUCAAACCACCAAUCGAGACUGCACCAAUAGAUUUUGUGACGCCAGACGGACCAGAAGAGGACUCUGACGAUGAUAUAGAUUUAGGUACAUUAAAGAAGUUACAAAGUAAAUCGGAUAAAAGGAUCAAAAAGGAAAAGCAUAAAAUUACAGAGAUAACAGAUUCAGAAAAAUCAGAUUAUCGAACAGUGGAUAUACGGAAUAUCGUCAAGAUAAUAGUGAUGUACUCCACUUCAACACCGUUCAGAUGGUCCUACAGCAAAUAUAUGUGUUUUUUCUGCGACAAAGUUUUCAUCAAAAUAUCCGAACUGAAACAGCAUAAUUACGAACAUUUUGAGACGAAAUUGGAUGACGCAUUGAAAUGUAUCAAUACAGAGACGAAAGUAAAAUUGGAAAUCACGGACUUGGCCUGCAAAGCUUGCCCAAAGGAUAUGCAAACGUUAGAUGAUUUUCUAGAUCAUGUCACCAUAACACACCAACAAAGCUUUAAUAACGCCGUCCGUUGUUCCAUAUUCGCUUUUCGAAUUACGGAUUCUGAGGCGCCAUGUCCGGAAUGUCAUCAAAAUUUUACCUUUUUCGGAAAUCUAUUGUCACACGUCUACAAAAAUCACCUAACAUCCGGGCCUUUGCUCUGUGACUCCUGUGGCAAGGGCUUUUUGACGAAAUUCAUGUUGAAAAAACAUAUAAAGUUAACGCAUAGCAACACUGAGUACAGCUGUCAAAAGUGCAAUCAAACCUUCAAGACGCAUGGCGCGUAUUCGUACCACAGACUAUCGCACAAGGGCGAAUUCCCUUGUCCGCAGUGUUCGGAAAAGUUUCCUUCUUGGUAUCUUCGUAAACGUCACAUUGCAUUCGUGCAUGACAAGUCAUUGCAGAUAUCCUGCGAAUUGUGUUCGAAGAAAUUCGUGAAAUAUAACUCUUUAAAAUGGCAUUUAAUGUCCGUACAUCACAAUGAUAAACCAUUUUCGUGCGAAAUGUGUGACUUUAAGUGUAUAAAUAAGACAUAUUUGAAGCGACACAUGGUUAGCCAUUUGGAUACAAGGCCAUUUCAGUGUCAUGUUUGUGUGAAAUCUUUUCAGCGGAAGGAACAUUUAGAAACACAUGUGCGAAUACAUACAAACGAUAAGAGGUUUGUAUGUAAGGAAUGUGGGAAGGGAUUUGUGCAAGUGACCGGUCUUAAAGUACAUGUAAGAGCACACCAUUCGAAGUCUGAUAGCCAAGCAAGCUAAGCCAUGAAAUUAGAGAAUGGGGUGGCCAUAUAUAAUAAACGAUAUCUGAAACUGUUUCAAUGACAGACUUACGCCCAUAUUCAACUUUGUUUAUCACGUCAAAAUCUCGUGUCGAGCCCCGUCAAAUUCUUACGCAUAAAAUGGUUUGACAGCUCUUGACAUGUUUUUUUUUUUUUUUUUUUUUAUUGGCUAUAGUUAUAGCUUUAUGCCAGUUUCAAGUAAGACAUUAGUUUUAAAUUUGAUUGACGUCCUAGAAAAUGGUCUUGUAACAGAUAAAACAAACGAAAGUCAAAAAGUAAUCUAGAUGUUUUAAUACCGAGAUAAACUAAGACUCGUGUUCCAGAAUGUUACUUAAAAUUAAAUCUAGUUUGUCAAAUAAUAUUCCUUACCGAAGUUUGACAUUUGCCUUGCUGAAGUGGAGAUUCAGGCUUGUGAUAGCUAGUACAGGCUUCAGUUUAUACUAUUUUCUUUAGUCUCAUGAAUUGGGAUGCAUUUUAAUUGUAAAAUAUACCUUGUUAUAAGAUGAAAAAUCGUAAUAUAAACAAAAACAAAACGCCAUUAUGUUUAAAUUUUACGAAAUGUUUGUCACAUAAGAGUUUACUUUUUUCUUGUCUGUGGCACGGGCCGAUGGCUCGCUCUAUAAAAUGUUUGUGGAACCUAUAUGCCAUAAAUCUAAAUAAAUAUGUGAUCAAAUAAAAUAAACUUUGAAACUACACAACUAGGUUAUGAUGAUACGCGCACGAAGUUAGAAUAUUUCUUUUGUAAUGACGAUAUAAAAUGUGAGAGCUUCCGUUUAUUUAUUUAAAGACAAUUUAGUUUUAGUUCACUCAAUAUCCGUGGCGCUGCCAACGCCUUGGGAACUUUGCAAUAAAGCUGUGAUUGUCUAUUGAGGAUUGAGUGUACCAUGUAACAAGGAAGUGCACUGUUGAUGUAUUAGACAUACCUAAACCUAUGUUUUUGCUUGGUUGACCGUUUCGAGUUUGUUGUGUCUACCUACAUUUUUGUUACUGUAUUUGUUUUGUGAAUUUUUGUAUAGGUACC
Pieris rapae (cabbage white) is the source of this 2626-nucleotide messenger RNA. RefSeq names its product gastrula zinc finger protein XlCGF57.1-like. The coding region runs from base 65 to 1585 and encodes 506 amino acids. The transcript has 7 exons. The record is from RefSeq and is a predicted model, not a curated record. Gene Ontology annotation, cellular component: nucleus. Gene Ontology annotation, molecular function: zinc ion binding. NCBI's taxonomy places the organism in Eukaryota, Metazoa, Arthropoda, Insecta, Lepidoptera, Pieridae.